Molecule: messenger RNA, 1641 nt
Organism: Priceomyces carsonii
Lineage: Eukaryota; Fungi; Ascomycota; Pichiomycetes; Serinales; Debaryomycetaceae
Product: coiled-coil domain-containing protein
Exons: 1
Coding region: 1-1641 (546 amino acids)
Source: RefSeq, a predicted model, not a curated record
AUGACCGAAUCAUUGAAAGAAAAAUAUAACCGCUCAAGAGAACUCGGCUAUCGACCAAGUAGAUCUCCUUUAUACCCCAAAAUAGAUUUUGAAAGGAAUAAACAAAGCUAUCUGAAUGCUGAGUUAAGUCGAUUCGCGUCAAACGAAACUAAACGUACGCUGAGCGCAGAAUUAAAAAGAGAUUUUUUAAAAAAAGCUAUAGAUAGACCACAAUUACGGCAUCAUGCAAGGAAUCCACCGCUAGACAGAUCGAAAUGGUACAAUGGCUCUCCAAUCAAAUCAUUAAGCUCACAGUUCACACCAUCAAAAGUUAAGCCCAAUAGCUUAUACAAGCUCUUAAAUACAACACCUCGCUCAAAGCGAAGUGUAUUAACUAACAGAAAUGGCAGAAAAUAUACCUCCAAGAGUCCUUUACCAACCGAGAGGAAAGGACUUUUCAAUAAAUUGCGGAAUUACUUAACGAAGUUCAGCUUGAAUAAAAUUGAAAUGGACGACUCCAGCUUAAAUCAGCUCAAGAAUUCUGCGCAGAAUGUUUUGAAGACCGAAUUUGAUCCAAAAAUUCGAAAAAAGGUUACAUUCGAUAGCGAUAUAGGACUGCGUGAACCAGACCUUGAUAAUGACUUUGUUGACGAUGUGAUAAGAAAGAAAGAGAGUCAAAAUUAUUCUUCUGCAAUGAGCACUCGUUUGACAACGUUACAGGAUGUGGUAUUUAGAGAAAAAUCAAAGAAUGAAGCUUUACAAAGAAAGUUUGAGCAACAGAUAAGUGAUUUGGAGGAUAAGUACAAAGUUCAGAUAGAUUCUUUACGUAAAGUGAUUGAAAGGUUGAAAGAUGAAUCAGCAUCCAUGAAGGACAACCUUGAGCAAUCAAUUCGUUUGGAUUUUGAGGAAGCCCUUUUCCAAAAGCAUGAGCUAUCUUUGAUCGAGCAAAAAAGGAAGGAAAGGGAACUUCAAAAUGUUAAAGACCAGCUCUCUCAUGAAAAGGAGCUCUUGGCAAAUCAACGUAUUGAAGUGGAACAAAAAUUGCAAGAUAUGGUAAACUUCAGUUAUUUUCAAGACGCGAGACGUCAAUUGGAAUCAGUUCGGAACCGCUUUGCAAAAAAGAGACAGAUGCUAUUACAAAAAAGGGUAAGACUUGGUGUGGCCAAAAAAGAAAAUGAAGAUGAUUUCAUUGAUAGCUUCAAAAAAUCACCAUGGCAUAUCUCUUUAAGAGCCAAUAGGAGUCUGGGUCAAAAGUACAAAAGAAUAAAAGAAAAGUUGGAUGAAUAUUCACGUCUUCUUAUUGCCACAGGUAAUUCUUCGGAACUUGAAGUGGCAGAGAUCCAGUCUUUGGUUUACAAACUAAGAGAAAAUUUAACUUCUUCUGAAACCAGGAAACAACACAACAUUCAAUUGCUUGACUCACAAAUCUCAAGCUUCAAGUCUCAGAUGAAGACCAAUAAGGAUGUCGAUCUUGAUAGGGUUUAUCAAUGCUUCGAAAAGAAACAAUCACUUUUGGAUGAAUUAGACCUAAUAGCAAGUCUAUUAGUUGACAUUAACUCUAUUUUAAAACAACUAAGUGACAUAGAAAUCGAGAGCUCCUUCAAAAGUCUAGGCGUAGACUUAACUUCUCUGACUUUGAAGCAGACGCUCGCAUGUAUUUAA